UUCGAUCACCAUUGAACUAUAUAUGAUAACAUUAUCUAAAGUUCAAUGGCGAUCACACGCGUCCAUUGUCAAUAAUAUUUUCAUCAUUGAACAUUGUUUUUCAUCGCGAGUUGUUAAUAUUGUUAUAGUGAAUCCAAGGCGAUUCAUCGUUUUACCGGUACUUAUUCUUAAAUUUCUCGAGUGAUCAUUUCGAGAUUUCGUUACCUUACGCGUUACGACUGCUCGUUUGAAGCGGACGUCGUCAUACACCGAAAAAAUGUACCCACUACCCAGCCUGGCGAAAAUGGCGUACUACGCGUGCAACAACAUCGAACGUGACAAGUUUGACUUGCGAGGCGCUGUUUGAAUUAUUCAAAGUCGACAAAAAACAAGAUGAGCACAACGAUAGGCAGACAAUGUUCAGGCGGUCUCUAUUCGCCAUCAAUGACGAUACCUUUAAACACAUAUGCGAGAAGGCAGCGUUCAACGGGCACAUCGGUUGCUUGAAACUAGCACACGAGAUUGGCGUCCCUUGGGACACCGUGCCUGGAUGGACCGGUGUCAGAGGUAAGGCGUGUGAUUUGGCGGCGGGAUCGGGCAAUCUGGAAUGUCUAAGGUACGCCUCUGUGAACGGGUGCCGCUGGGACGGGGAUACGUGCAGCAGCGCAGCGUCUAACGGUCACCUGGAGUGCUUGAAAUACGCACGGGAAAACGGGUGCCCUUGGUACGGCCGUACGUGCAGCAGCGCAGCGUCUAAUGGUCACCUGGAGUGCCUGAAAUACGCAAGGGAAAACGGGUGCCCCUGGGACAAGCGUACGUGCAUGAACGCAGCGUACCAUGAUCAGUUUGAAUGUCUGGUGUAUGCCUACGAGGGAGGGUGUAAGUGGGAAGUUUCAACUUUCUGUUGUAGGUCAAGGUACAGCCAAUCGAAAUGCGCUGAAUACGCCCGCGAAAUAAGGUCCCGGGAGCGCUUCGUAUCAUCGACGAUUGAAUUCAAGUAAUAUCACAAAUUUUUUUUUUACCUGUCUUUUUAUUAUGAAUCUAUGUUACGAGUUCUUAUAGCGAUCUUUUUAUAUAAAACAAAUCAUUGAUGAUCAAUAUAUUUUUAAAGUUGUACAAUA
Acyrthosiphon pisum (pea aphid) is the source of this 1100-nucleotide messenger RNA. RefSeq lists its product as uncharacterized. Lineage: Eukaryota; Metazoa; Arthropoda; Insecta; Hemiptera; Aphididae. Bases 396 to 980 code for a protein of 194 amino acids. The record is from RefSeq and is a predicted model, not a curated record. The transcript has 2 exons.